Molecule: messenger RNA, 1194 nt
Organism: Musa acuminata AAA Group (dessert banana)
Lineage: Eukaryota; Viridiplantae; Streptophyta; Magnoliopsida; Zingiberales; Musaceae
Product: sulfite exporter TauE/SafE family protein 3-like
Exons: 9
Coding region: 1-1194 (397 amino acids)
Biological process (GO): protein ubiquitination
Cellular component (GO): Cul4A-RING E3 ubiquitin ligase complex
Source: RefSeq, a predicted model, not a curated record
AUGGGGACGGGGGCGGUUGGGCUGUUAAAGCAUAAAACCGCGGGAAACUUCGCCACGAGAAACAAAAGCUUCAUUGGUGCUUUUGGAAAAAGGUUAAGGGUGGAAGAAACAGGAAGCCCAGUGGUGGUGUGCAGCAGUUCUGCUUCUGUGUUUCAGCCAGGCAUUGCAGAACAAGAGGCCUUCGCAAAGAGGCCAUUUGACACAGCUACCAGCAGCAGUAGCAGCAUGAAUGACGAAGAGAUUGGAGAGAAGGAUUCCAAGGAUCUCCUCACCAACCUCUUCCAUUCUUUACCCAAUAAUGGAGGAGAAGAAUCUUCUUACAAUCAUGUCAUGGAGCUCAGCCGGUGGGUGGUGCUGGGAUCCAUCAUUGGGUUUGUUGGUGCAGCUCUUGGCAGCAUUGGUGGCGUUGGAGGGAUCUUUGUGCCCAUGCUCCCCUUGAUCAUUGGAUUUGACCCCAAGACAUCAACAGCCAUUUCCAAGUGGAAGUCAACAAGCAUGCAGAUGAACAAUAAUUUCAACCUACUUUUAAUAGUCAAGAGGAAUUCAGAACUAAGCUGCAUGAUCAUGGGUGCUGCAGGAACAACAGUAUACUACAACCUGAGACUGAGGCACCCAACCAUGGACUUACCAAUCAUUGACUAUGAUCUAGCUCUGUUGUUUCAGCCCAUGAUUAUGUUGGGCAUCAGCAUUGGAGUUGCUUUGAAUAUAAUCUUUCCAGAUUGGAUGCUCACUGUCUUCCUCAUCAUCCACUUCCUAGGAAGCUACAAAUCUCUAGGCCUCACAAAGAAAUGGUGCAGAACUGGAAUACAAGGCACUCCCUGGGGCUCUCCUGCUAAUCCACAAUGUAGAACUUCAUCAGAUGAUGAGCUACUUAUAAAGGAUAACAUCUACUGGAAGGAACUAACAGUUCUUUCAUCCGUAUGGGCAGCAUUUGUGGCAGUCCAGAUAGUCAAGACAUACACCACACGGUGCUCCACAGAGUAUUGGGUUCUAAACAUCAUGCAGGUGCCAAUUGUUGUUGCUAUCACAAUCAAUGAAACUAUCUGCCUCUGUGAAGGAAAGAGAACCAUUGCCUCAAGGGGCAACCUAGAAACCAAACGGAAGAUUCAUCAGCUGCUUGGGUUUGGAGGAGGGCUCAUCCUUGAACCAUUGUUUCUUGAAAUGGGAGUUCCUCGACAGGUUCUAUUCUCUUGA